AUGAAUUUAUCGGUAAAUGGUGAGUCUAAUGUGCCUCCUGGAUUCCGUUUCCAUCCGACCGAAGAGGAGCUCCUACACUACUACUUGAGGAAGAAAGUAGGGUACGAGAAGAUUGAUCUUGAUGUAAUUCGCGAUAUCGACCUUAACAAGCUCGAGCCAUGGGAUAUUCAAGACAAGUGUAAAAUAGGAUCUACACCUCAAAAUGAUUGGUACUUCUUCAGUCAUAAAGACAAGAAAUACCCAUCUGGAACUCGAACUAACCGUGCAACUGCUGCCGGAUUCUGGAAGGCAACCGGUCGGGAUAAAGUCAUCUACAGCAGUUUGAAAAGAAUUGGAACACGGAAGACUCUUGUGUUUUACAGAGGAAGAGCUCCACAUGGGCAUAAAUCGGAUUGGAUCAUGCAUGAAUAUAGGCUCGAUGACAACACUACUGAUGAUCCCAUCGUUGCCUGUAAUACCGUGGGAGACUUGGUGCCGGAAGAUGGUUGGGUGGUGUGUCGUGUCUUCAAGAAGAAAAACUACCACAAGGCUGUACAAAAUCCUUCCACCUUAAUCAACGCGAACAACAAUGAUGUUCUUGAUCAGAUAAUCAUGUACAUGGGAAGAUCAUGCAAGCAACAACAAAAUGAAUCAAACUUCAACAACAAUAACGAGCCAUAUGACGGUUUUGCACACAUGGAAAGUCCAAGCAGCGAGUCACUAGCCAAGAACUCACCUUUCAAUGAAGAAGAUUGCAGCUUUAAGGCCUUUGACGAUACCAUGACAGCAAUCGAACCUUCAUGUACCAAUCAACCCGGGGAUUAUUGCCACAGAAACGCUUUUGAUUAUUCAAAAGUCGGGUUGAUUGAUUGGGUUUCACUCCACCCACUGGAUCAUCUCAUUAAUGGAGAAACAUCCCAGCAAUAUUCCAGCCCCGGCUAUGGUAAUCCCUACCAAGACUUGUCUUUUUCACUGGAUCAAUUGGUGAACACACGUUCAGGUACAACAAAUCAAACCUCUCAAGUUUCAAGCCCUGAGACCGAUUGUUGGGGCCAUCCUCAAUAA
This is a messenger RNA of Fraxinus pennsylvanica, 1044 nucleotides long. The record is from the annotation of a GenBank genome assembly. NCBI's taxonomy places the organism in Eukaryota, Viridiplantae, Streptophyta, Magnoliopsida, Lamiales, Oleaceae.